CCUUCGGCCGAUAGAGUAUGAAAUUAUAUCACUGCUUCCCGUAUACUGGUUCCAAAGGUCUUGUAGAUGUUUCGCGUUCAAACUUGAAUUACUAUAAAAACAGAGCUGUAAAUAUGCCCAGGAUCACUCCGUCGCGUCUAUGGGAGCUCCAAGCUUACGGAAUUCCGAGCUCAUCUGCCAGAUAUCACCGCCUUUGUUAUGUUUUAACUUGAAUUUAGGCGGAUUCUAUACAUGGUGAAAUAUGUAUCAUCAUGUCAGUAUGCUAAAAGAAUCAUUUUUAUUUCGAUGCAACCUUCCCCGAAUACAGUUUUGUUUGCUCGCAGCUAUUCUUCUACAUGAAGUGUUGACAGCUUCAGACGUAACCGUAGUAGGUCAACAAAUCUGUGGGGACCCUGGCUUCCUUGAGCAUGGCAGCCGGACACCAAGCUCAGGUGUAUUCUUUGUUAAUGCAGUGGCCAGAUACCGCUGUAUGGACGGGUUCAGACUCAAGGGACCAGCUAAGGUUGUUUGCGUCCGAUUCAAUAAUGGAUCAGUUGGCUGGAGACCGAGCCACAGACCAGUGUGUCUACAAGAAGAUUGUCUUCCUCCCUAUAUAGAAGAUGCAAAUGUGUCCAAUCACACCUACAGACCUGGAGAUAUCCUAAGUGUUAGCUGCCAUGAGGGCUUUCAGAUUCGCUACCCUGAUAUGGACAACAUGGUUUCUAUCUGUCAGGAUGAUGGGACGUGGGAUAAUCAACCUACUUGUCAAGGCUGCUUGCGUCCACUGAUCAACCCACAUAGCUACAUGAACCUGUCAGAAACACAGUUUUCUGUUCCAGUUGGAACUGUGGUGCAAUACCACUGUUUCCCUGGUUACAAACUAGAGGGUGCAGAGAUGAUGGAAUGCAUGUAUAACCUUAUCUGGUCGAGUACACCACCCAGAUGCCUUGACGUGGAGGUGUGUCCCCUGCCCCCAAUGUUAGAGCACGGAGAUUACAUGUGUCACCCACAACCUUGUGAUCGGUACAUCCAUGGGACAGUGGUAGAGUUCUACUGUGACCCUGGCUACUCCCUAGCAAAUGAUUACAAGUACAUAACUUGUCAAUAUGGGGAGUGGUUUCCUCACCUGCACGUCCAUUGCAUUAAAACAGAACCCACCUGGCCUGGUUUUCAGGACAGCCUCCUGACCAAGUGGCGAGUGGGGGCGUUCACUGCCUCUGGUGUUCUGCUGGCUUUGCUCCUGGUCAUGAUAGUAAAGGUGACGCAGUUCCAGUGCAAGCCUCAGUGGAGCUUACGGGAUCAAGACCAGGAUCUCAGAGACCAGAACAUUGUUGUAGUGGAUGGUGUCCCAGUGCUGCUUCCUACCUAUGAGGAAGCAGUGGGUAGCGCAGCCCUUCCUCCCCAGAGGAUUGCGCCUCCAGUCAGCCUAGAGGACAUACUGCAGGCGGAGGAGCCACAGCCUCCUGAGUACCCAGGACACAGCGAGACUCCGAGCAGAGCUCCCAUAGACACCAGUGAAUGUGAGACCUAUGAGAGCUUUUCAGACAACUCAGAAUGUGUCCAGAGCACCCAGGCGUCAUCUUCCAAUGCAGGUGGAAUGAAUAACCCCUCAGAGAGAACCAACAUGGUCUCCUCCAUAGAGGAGACAGCCUCCACUAGCCCCAGCGUUGAUAUUGCGGAUGAAAUUCCUCUGGUAGAAGAUGGAACCGAUGAGAGCUGAUGCCCAGAUGACUCUAAACAGACUUUUAAUUGUUACAUUUCUAAUGCAGUUAUUACAGGACUCACAAGGCAAAUGUAUUGGUUUACCACACAAGACUGUUCCCUCUUUCUGGCAAUACAUUUUGUGGCGUUAUCACAAAAGUGCAUAAUGGAACGCAAAGUAAAAAGUUAUAUAUCAAAGAGAAAUUAGCAAUAAAACAACCUCAAGUUCAAA
Messenger RNA from Alosa sapidissima (American shad), 1912 nucleotides. RefSeq names its product sushi domain containing 4 (gene susd4). The coding region runs from base 242 to 1699 and encodes 485 amino acids. The transcript is spliced from 8 exons. NCBI's taxonomy places the organism in Eukaryota, Metazoa, Chordata, Actinopteri, Clupeiformes, Clupeidae. Gene Ontology annotation, biological process: negative regulation of complement activation, classical pathway; negative regulation of complement activation, alternative pathway. The record is from RefSeq and is a predicted model, not a curated record.